Colletotrichum fioriniae is the source of this 1419-nucleotide messenger RNA. RefSeq names its product citrate synthase (gene CIT3). Gene Ontology annotation, cellular component: mitochondrial matrix. The record is from RefSeq and is a predicted model, not a curated record. Gene Ontology annotation, molecular function: 2-methylcitrate synthase activity. Gene Ontology annotation, biological process: carbohydrate metabolic process; tricarboxylic acid cycle. NCBI's taxonomy places the organism in Eukaryota, Fungi, Ascomycota, Sordariomycetes, Glomerellales, Glomerellaceae.
AUGGCUAUGAAUAUCACAAAAGGCACCAGGGCUCUUGGAGCUUUAAGGCCCCUGGCAGCUCGCUCUGCCCUCAAUGCGCGCCAGUAUUCAACUUCCGAACCGGACCUCAAGACCACACUAAAGAGCGUCAUUCCCGCCAAGCGGGAGCUUCUGAAGAAGGUCAAGGCACACUCGUCUAAGACCAUUGGGGAGGUCAAGGUCGAGAACACUCUUGGUGGCAUGCGAGGCCUCAAGGCCAUGGUUUGGGAGGGCUCCGUCUUGGAUGCGAAUGAGGGCAUUCGGUUCCACGGCAGGACCAUCAAGGAUUGUCAAAAAGAGCUCCCCAAGGGAAAGACUGGAACAGAAAUGUUGCCAGAGGCCAUGUUCUGGCUUCUUCUUACAGGUCAGGUCCCGUCCACAAACCAGGUUCGCCAAUUCUCCCGUGAAUUGGCCGAGCAAGCUCAGCUGCCCGCCUUUGUCAACAAGCUUCUCGACGAUUUCCCCAAAGACCUGCACCCAAUGACCCAAUUCGCCAUUGCCGUCUCUGCUCUCAACUACACCUCCAAGUUUGCCAAGGCCUACGAGCAGGGUAUCAACAAGGCUGACUACUGGGAGCCUACUUUCGACGACUCCAUCUCGCUGCUGGCUAAGCUGCCCACGAUCGCUGCCAAGAUCUACCAGAACUCCUACCGUGGCGGCGGCGCUCUGCCCGCAGAAGUAGACCUGGAACAGGAUUGGUCUUACAACUUUGCUGCUAUGCUUGGAAAGGGUGGCAAGGCGAACGAGAACUUCCAAGAUCUCCUCAGAUUGUACCUCGCUCUCCACGGAGACCACGAAGGCGGAAACGUUUCCGCACAUGCCACUCACCUGGUUGGCAGCGCCCUUAGCGAUCCCUUCCUUAGCUACAGCGCUGGUCUCCAAGGUCUCGCGGGUCCUCUUCAUGGACUUGCCGCGCAAGAGGUUCUUCGGUGGAUCCUACAGAUGAAGGACAACAUUCCCUCGUCUUACUCUGACAAGGACGUCACAGAUUAUCUGUGGUCCACCCUCAACUCCGGCAGAGUUGUUCCUGGCUACGGCCACGCUGUCCUGCGGAAACCCGACCCUCGUUUCGAGGCCCUGAUGGAUUAUGCCGCCGCUCGACCUGAGAUUGCACAAGACCCCGUCUUCCAACUGGUGGAAAAGAAUAGUCGAAUUGCCCCCGAAGUGCUCAAGAAGCACGGCAAGACCAAGAAUCCUUACCCCAACGUCGACUCAAGCUCUGGAGUCCUCUUCCAUCACUACGGCUUUCACGAGACUCUGUACUAUACCGCCACCUUCGGUGUCUCCCGUGGCUUGGGACCUCUUGCUCAGUUGAUUUGGGACCGAGCAUUGGGAUUGCCCAUUGAGCGGCCCAAGAGCAUCAACCUGGAAGGCCUUCUGAAGCAAGCUGAGAGCUUGUGA